Molecule: messenger RNA, 2783 nt
Organism: Brachypodium distachyon (stiff brome)
Lineage: Eukaryota; Viridiplantae; Streptophyta; Magnoliopsida; Poales; Poaceae
Exons: 4
Coding region: 1704-2387 (227 amino acids)
Source: RefSeq, a predicted model, not a curated record
AAUGCAUUGCCUCUGCGGCUCGGUGUCCAUGGCCGGAGAUACGCCGCGCGCCGCCGCGCCGGGGUGCUAUCAUAUCAGGCGCCAACCCCACCUUAGAAUUCCCGUGGAAAUCUGAAGUCUCCACGUUGUCUGCCUUCUCCUCCUGGAUUUGACCUGGUUGCUUGGUCCUGCGGCUGGUUCCUUGGUGGCGCCACGCCUCGCUCACGGCGGGCCGCGUCAGCCAACCGGAGGCGGACUCCUGCCACAUCUUCUCUCCUCCUCUCUGGAGGGGAAUUUCGGGAUCCAUCCCUGGAUAACGGCAUGCCUAUGCGCGUAAUCGAGGUUCUGCUUUGAGAAUUGAGGCAGCCCAGCUAUUCGAGGGAAUUCCCCUCUCCUGUCCCGUAGUCCCGUUCGACACGGAGAACUUUGAGGGGGUGUUUUGUGCUCCAGCUGUUCCUAAUUCAGAAGCUCAAAAUACCUUAACACUCAUCCUUUUAUUUGGAACCAAGUGCAGAUGAGCAUAGCUGUUGGGCUACCAAAUCAUGAGUUUCCAAGGAUAUUGAUGUCACUGAGCUACAGUGCUACAUCUCAUGAGGAUUGAUUUAGACUAGUGCAUCUAUAUGUUACGAUUGGUUGUUGCACUGGAAAAAUCAUUGUCCAGCUGUACUUUUAAGAUAUACUUAAUUUAAUAUCAACCACCAGAUGGGAGUUAGGUUUUCUCACUCCAGUACGCCAUAGUAAUGUAAGCUGACUGGAAAACUGAAAGGGGUGCCAUCCAAAUCUGUGAGCUUUAAGUAGGAAAUGGCAGUACGUUAAAACUUUUGCUGUCUGCAGCUCUGCAGAUACAGCAGUGUUGAAUAUUGAAAAUUUAUGCCGUCUCGUCUUAGAGUGUGUUUGGGUUUUGACUUUUCUUGCCCUAUCAAUUUUUGCCAACCAUUGGCUAGCCAAAAAAUUGGCUAAGGAUUUAUUGGCUCAUGGUUUGCCAGAAAGUCGGCAAGAUUUGUGAAGAGAUGUGUGUGGAGUUGGUAAGAUUUCUUUUGGCAACCAAAUUUUGGAUACCAACCAAACAAAGACCAAAUAAAUAUGUCAAAAUUUUGGUAGGGCAAAUUUGGGUAUGAACCAAACACACAAAAUCUAUAUGCCAAUCACUAGUGAAAAGAAGUAUUACAUAUAUAGGAUACUAUGUCAAGAAGAGAUACAAAUACAAACCAAAAGAGUUGGUUUGAGAUUUAGGAGUUCCUGUACGGUAUCAAUUUUCAGCAAACUCUACUGAUAGCUAUGUUAGCUGUUGUGGUGUCGUUGUUGUCAUAAUUCUUCCAUGGAUUCUCCUUUAAGCAUGCCAUACUUCUAAGUGUAGGAAGUGCCAUCUGUGGCAGAUAGCCUUUUAAUUGUCAAGAUCCUCACCUGAUCAGUCUCCGACAGGUUACAGACCUUCAAGGCCGUUCGCUUUCAUGGAUGCUGUGGCUGGAAAGCACAACAAAGGAAGUUUGAAGUAACCUGCUCAUCUGAUCUUCUGAGGAUUGUUGCUGCUGCUUGGCGAGGUGUCUCGCAGGAACAUUUGUUCCUUACUUUCUAUCAGGAACAACUGUUGACGGCAGGAGGCCCAGCGCAGGGGAGGGGAGGGAGGUGGUGGUGGGGCUCGUCAUUACGGCCUUUUCCCUAGCAGCACAGCUCACUCCAGCAGCAGCAGCAGCAGGGGAAGGGAGGAGUGGCACCAGCACGCCAUGGCAGAGGAGAAGAAGAAGAAGCAGCACAAGCAUAGCAAGCACAAGGAGAAGGACCAGAAGACCAAGGCCGGCGGCACGGGGGAGGCAGCAGCGCAUUUCAAGCCGUGCUGCGACGUGAAGGGCAUCCGUUUCGGGGGCCAGUUCAUCGUCAAGUCCUUCACGGUGCGGCGCGCGUCGCCGCUGGAGCUCCUCCGGCUGCUGGACAUCCCGCCGUCGUACCUGAGCGAGCUGCAGAGCCUGCCGUUCCCGUCCACCACCGCCUACAUGCCCACAAGCUUCACCAUCCUGGCGCACCAGGCGUGGCACACGCUCACGCUGGGGCUGGGCACCAAGAAGUCCAAGGUGGUGCUCUUCGUGUUCGAGUCCGAGGCCAUGAAGGCGGCCGUGGACCAGCUCUGGCCGGCCAUGAUCCCACUCGGGGACGUCAACAAGAAGCUCAUCCGCGGGCUCACCGGUAGCGAGAUGGCCCGGUUCAAGUUCAGGAAGGGCUGCCUCACCAUCUACGUCUACGCCGUGCGCCGGCAGGCCGCGGGCGCCGCGGGCUUCGUCUGCGCCGACGACCUCAGGAGGAUCCUGCAGGCCGUGGUGGAGCUCAAGGACUUCUUGGAUCACACCGCCAUGCUCGCCAUGCCCAGCCAGAAGAGCAUCACCUUGCAGUCCCGGCCCGCCGUGGCUCACUGAUCGAUCCUCCAGCUGCGCGUAGCUUCCUCGGUCCAUUUCUGCAGAGCAGGUACUCUUGGUUGGCUCGCAAUUUGCAAAGCAGUCUUGAUUCUUUCUUUCUUUUUCGGUUCCAUUGGUUUGUUCUGUGUCUGUGUUUCCCUGCCGCAUCUGCCGGGAGCUGUAUAGAUCUAUAUGUUGAGCAAAAUCUUUUGACAAAUCAAGCAUAGAUUUUUCCCAAAGGGAAACUUUUUCCCCAGGGAUCUUACACUUUUAGCAUACUCCUGUCCCUGAAAUAAUCCUUCAUCAAUGAAGCCAUCUGUUCCGUCGCAUUUCCUGGUAGCAUCAUUGUACAUCACUUGUUGCUACAAGUACUCGUACUGUACAGGUUUUGGAAAUUGCUGUGUCCCAUUCGUCCUU